GUGGAAGUCCCUCCUCCACCGGAAGCUAGGCAGCGCCAGCGCUUACCGCUUUUCCGGAAGCGCGGGAGUCUUGGUUUUUGUAGGCUCUGCUGAGGCAGCUGUACCGUAGUACCACCGUUGAAGGCUCCGUUUCCCUGAGACUUCAUGGCCGUUUGAGGUGACAUGGCUCCGGGCGACAGAGGAACAGGCGGUGGCAAUGGAGGGGCCGCCGCUCCCUCAGGCUGCCCGUAGGGAGGGAGCCUAAAGCCACUCUGAAUCUCUCGGGCCUGUGCUUACUUCUUUUGCAGUGAUACCGCCUACGGCGAAGAUGAGCUCUGUGUGGGUCACCUCUUUCGAGAAGGAGCAUCUCUGGAUGUAUCUGCAGGCGCUCGGUUUCGAGCCAGGCCCGGCCACCAUUGCCUGCGGAAAGAUCGUGUCGCACACGCACCUCGGAGUGAACAUGUUUGACAAGUUGAACCGUGAUGCCUUUCAAAUUGUUUCUUAUUUUUUGUUUCAAACACUGGACCAGUCUCUCACCAAAGAAAUUUUCAAGCUUUGUUGGCCUCCAUUUGACCAAAAGAGUGACACUGAAUUCCGGAAACAUUGCUAUGAAUGGUUAAAAAAGAUUUCUGUGGAAUGUGGAAGUAGCUUUCCUCAAGUUGUUGGGUCACUUUUUCUUUCUCCUGGUGGUCCUAAGUUUAUUCAUCUGAUGUAUCAUUUUGCACGAUUUGUUGCAAUAAAAUAUAUCAAAACCCAUUCUAAAAAUUCUUCUAUACGUUUUACAGAGACAUUUAAUGUAAAAUCACAAGAUAUGCACAAAUGCAUUGCCAGAUGCCAUGUGGCACGUAAUAGAUUUUUACACAUUUUGCAAAGAGAAGACUGCGUUACCCGAAAGUAUCAGGAAAAUGCACAAUUGUCAGUUAAACAAGUACGAAGUUUGAGAGCAGAAUGUAUGGAACAGCAGAACCAAAUAAAAAAAAUGGAACCCUAUGAUGACCAAAGUAAUAUACAAGAGAAAAUCCAAAAGGUUCGGUCUUUGUGGGCUUCAGUGAAUGAAACGCUCAUGUAUUUGGAAAAAGAAAGAGAAGUUGUUAAUGCAGUCCUUAAUCUUGUUAACCAAUAUACUUUAGAUGGAACUAAUGUUGCUAUCAAUAUUCCAAGGCUCUUACUUGACAGAAUUGAGAAACAAAUGUGUCAGUUGCACAUUGGAAAUGUUUAUGAGGCUGGAAAAUUGAACCUGUUAACAGUUAUUCAGUUAUUAAAUGAAGUCUUGAAAGUAGUGAAAUAUGAACGUUGUCAGGCUGACCCAGCAAGAAUGACAAUAGACCUUCAUUUCCUGGAAAAGGAGACCAAACUUCAGAGAGAGAGAUUAUCAGAUCUGAAGUAUAUGAGGUGUAAAAUAAAGGAAGAUGUCACCAAUAUAAAACAUUCUGUUGUUGAAAAACAAGGAGAAUGGCAUAAAAAGUGGAAAGAAUUUCUUGGCCUGUCUCCUUUCAGUCUAAUUGAAGGUUUGACUCCAGCUGUGGAUCUUUUACCACCAAUGUCUCCUCUUUCAUUUGAUCCUGCCUCAGAAGAAGUAUAUGCAAGGAGUAUUCUUUUGCAGUAUCCUGCUUCUCUUCCAGAUACACCUAAGCAACACGACCAAGAAAAUGAUUGCAUGACAGCCAGUAAUACAUUGGGAACUGGACAUGAUCUAGGCAACAGACCUGCAGCUUUCCUGUCACAGCCAGUUUCAUCAUCAGAUAGAAACAGUGUUAGAUUACUUGAAAAGGACAUGAAGAUAAGAACUCCUAGAGAAGAAAAUGAAAAACCUUCUAAGAAGACACCAAAAUUUGAAGUGAAAAACUCUCUAUCAUCAAAUACUGCAAGAAGUACAGAGAAUACUGCAUUCGCAGGGUCUCUGCCAGCUAAAAAUAGGGAUAUAUUCCAAAAAGAGCAAGAUCAUCUGGUAGAAGAGGUUGCAAGGGCCGUUUUAUCUGAUUCACCACAGCCCUCUUCAGGAAGAGAAGUAAAAUUAGAGGAACUAUUUGAUUCUUUAGUGUCUAACCCAUUCUUAACAAGGAACCAAAUUCCCCGAACGCCAGAAAACUUGAUAAGUGAAAUCAGGAGCUCAUGGAGAAAAGCUGUCGAAAUGGAAGAUAACGAAAGUACAGAACCAAUUCAGAUGGAUACUGAACGGAGAGAAGAAUUGCCAGAAUCCUUACCUGUGUCGCGAGAAGAAUUGCCAGAAUCCUUACCUGUGUUGCAUAACCCAGGAGAAAUUAGCAAGACCAGCUCUCUUGCAGCAAGCACUGUAUCUCAUUGUAGCCAUUUCCAUUUACCUGAAGAGAACGUUGUUUCAGAUUGCCUCAAGUGUGUGCCUCAGAAACAUGUGGUGACCAGUUACAUAGGUGGACCAUCGACACAAAAUCAGUCAGAUUUGUUAAGUAAGAAAAUAAGGUGCAAGGAAGGUUUGGAGCAUGCAGUGUUACAGAGCAAGCCUUUAGAAACUAGCCAACCAGAGACAGUCUCCCCUGCUCCAGGUAAUAGGAGAUUUGUGAUGGCUAGCAAUGAGGAGGGGUCUUCUAUUGACCACUUGCAAGCUUCUUACAAGGAACCUUUCAUGCAUAAAAGUAUGUUAUGGGACUCUUUUCAAUUAUCAAGUGGAACUAGUUCCAGGAGCUUAAAGGAUAUUGAUGUUGGCAUAUUACAUGAAACGCUUCCAGAAGAAGUUGGUAACUUAAGUCUUAAUAGUUCCAGUAGUACAGAGGCCAAUUUUAAACUAGAGCCAAAUAGUCCUAUGCACAGUGGCAUUUUUCCAGAUAGUGUUGUGGGAGAAAGACCAACUACUCCAGAAUCAGACUGUAAUUUACAGGCUAUUUGCCGUAGAUAUGAGGCUCUGAAAAAAUCUCUAUCCAAGAAAAGGGAAGAAAGUGACCUUUCUAAUCCUGAAACACUUGAAGGACACAAACCAGAAUUGAGUCCUAUGCCCACUAACAUGCAAACAGAUGAUAUGCUUGACUUUUUGGGCACUGAAGAUUUGCACGUUGACUAUAAAAAACCAUCUUUACGCAUGUCCCUUGGUGAAAGAAAACGGUCUCUUUCACCACUAAUUAAGUUUUCUCCAGUUGAACAAAGAUUGAAAACUGCAAUACCAUGUAGUCUUGGAGAACUUCUACCUAAUUUAAAAGAAGAAGAAAUCUUGAGUAAGAGCCUUGAGGCAAACGAAUUUCCGUCAGACUUUAGAAGAGAUGAAGCAGAAGCCCAGUCAAUUUAACUAUGAUGUACCUAAAUUUAAAGCAUUGUAUAGGCUAAAAGCGGAUUUAUAAUUUAAAUACAUGUUGGAAGUAUAACUCUUUUUCAAGGUCUAAAAAAUCCUAAAUAAUGUCUUUUAUUUAGCAAACAAUAGUUUUUAGGUAAAGUAUGUUUGGAUUGUCUCCUUGAAUGGGUCUGGGGCUAAAAUGGGAAGUAUUUGGGAAGCAGAUAUCAAGUUUUGUGAAGCCAUUUUGAUUCCUUGAAUAAUUUGUAAGCAUUAUAGUAAAGUAUUAGUUUAAUUUGUUAUAAUUUCAGUUGAUUAGCAAACAUGAGUGAUUUUUGACACACUUUUAUUAACUGGUUAACAUAAUAACCAUUGAAUACUGAUCUUUCAUUUUAGGGAAAUACAUAACUUUUAUUGUUUCUAUAUGGAACAUUAUAGUACUAACCAAAAAAAGUGAGAAAAUAGUACCUUGGGAUAUGUAGUCAAGGUGAGAAAAGUUUAAGUUUGGGAAAGCUCUAAACAGGCAUAAUGAUUGUUUAAGUAGUAGGUUGGUCCUGGAAAAUGUUUGGUGGAAUAAAGUGUAUGUGAUGAUAAGUGAAGACUGGGGCAGAAUGAAUUUAGAAAAAAGGAAAAAGAUGGAAAAUGACUAGACACUUUUAAGGAACACUGUCAAAAUAUAAAUCCAUUCAAUGGGUUGUAUAGCAGAUUUAUAUUUAGUCUAAUUUAGACUUUGAGAAUUUAAUUUAACCCUCAUUUUAUAUUUUAACAGGAAAAAAUGUAAAUUAAAAAUUUGUUAGUCUCUGUU
Molecule: messenger RNA, 4022 nt
Organism: Mustela erminea (ermine)
Lineage: Eukaryota; Metazoa; Chordata; Mammalia; Carnivora; Mustelidae
Gene: HAUS6
Product: HAUS augmin like complex subunit 6
Exons: 17
Coding region: 308-3235 (975 amino acids)
Biological process (GO): spindle assembly
Cellular component (GO): HAUS complex; mitotic spindle microtubule
Molecular function (GO): microtubule binding
Source: RefSeq, a predicted model, not a curated record